AUGCCACGUGUUCCAAACUCAGCUCGGGGAAAACGCUCUACCAGAAGAAAGAAAGAUGAGAAUGAUAUGUGUGCAUUUGAUUUGCUCGCAACUGUGGCAGGAAAUUUAUUAGCAGAUCAGGACAAUUCUUCUAAUGUUCCUAAUACCAAUGCAGCAAAAGCUAAAAAAAGGAAAUCAGUUAAGGAAGAACACUUCAAUGAAAUUCUGCCUCUAAAAGAUGUGGCUAUGGAGAAAGAUGUAGGUUCUGGUAGUGUCAGUGCCUUUCCUAGGCAAGCUAACAACUGCUUGGCAGAAAACUCGUCGACAAGAAAUGGAGCUGAAUCAAUAUUAGAGUCACUAACAAUGAAAUCAAAUAUGUUAGCAAAAAUUCCUGAGUGUGGAUCUUAUGGAAUACACCAUCCAGGAUCCUCAAGUUCAGCAGAGCCUGAACAAGUGCAGCAAGCUGAACCUAAAGUGAUCAGAAGACAAGCAGAUGGGCAUGCUGUGGCUUACGCCAUGACAAGGAACAUCAAACCUCUUCCUUGUAUCGGGGUGAAGUGCAGUAUACUGCAGAUAGAGAUGAUGAUGAAAAUUCUUCCGGUGCACGAUCCAAGCACCAUAGAAAAUAAGGGUUGCAAACCACAAUAUCUAGGUAGCAAGCUAAACUUAUGUGGGAAAAAGAUAUCCACCACACGUCAAAAGGUGCAAAGGACGAUUUUCAAGAAGAAAAAGCUAGCACAUCAUACGACAUCUUUUGCUAAAGAGAUGCUAACUGAAGCUAGCGGGACAUCGUUUGCUACUGGUGGUCAAAAUAAAUCGUGUGAAUCUGAGAACUACCAUGGUAUUCUUGGAUACUGUAGUGUUAAGCUAAGAAUCAAGUCAUUCAACAUCCCAGAAUUGUUCAUUAAGGUCCCAGAAAAUGCAACCAUUGGAUCACUUAAGAGAACUGUCAUGGAUGUUGUCAAUAGUAUAAUGGAAGGUGGUCUACGCGUUGGUGUUCUUCUUCAAGGAAAGGAUAUCCAAGGCGACAACAAGACACUUCUCGUCAAGCUGGGAUAUGCCAUGAUAAAAACUAAAUAA
Molecule: messenger RNA, 1059 nt
Organism: Miscanthus lutarioriparius
Lineage: Eukaryota; Viridiplantae; Streptophyta; Magnoliopsida; Poales; Poaceae
Source: the annotation of a GenBank genome assembly